Messenger RNA from Nymphaea colorata (pocket water lily), 2225 nucleotides. RefSeq lists its product as uncharacterized. Bases 549 to 1736 code for a protein of 395 amino acids. NCBI's taxonomy places the organism in Eukaryota, Viridiplantae, Streptophyta, Magnoliopsida, Nymphaeales, Nymphaeaceae. Gene Ontology annotation, molecular function: beta-1,4-mannosylglycoprotein 4-beta-N-acetylglucosaminyltransferase activity. The record is from RefSeq and is a predicted model, not a curated record. Gene Ontology annotation, biological process: N-acetylglucosamine metabolic process; protein N-linked glycosylation. The transcript has 2 exons. Gene Ontology annotation, cellular component: membrane.
GAGGAGCAUUGAGGAAUCUAACAACAGGGAGAAAGGAAUGGUUUAGAGCAUCAAGGAAUCUAACAAUGGCAUCACAUGCAUUUACACAGCACAACUUCAAAGAGAGAUGUGGAAACACUUACUGAGUCAUCUCUUAUCUGCUCCUAUAUUACCGCUCUUAUUCUUUCCUUUGAUUUUAUUUUAUUGUUAUAUACAUAUGUAUAUAAAUAUAUAAAAGAGAAAAAGAGGGGAAAGAAGGGGGAGAGAGAGACGUAGUGGCGGUUAACGUUGAAACAGAGGAAGAAUUCUGAACGCCCGACUCUUGUGGGGCGCGUUGGAUCUCUCUCCGCGGUUUUGUGGUGGUCUGAAAGCAGCACUCCAGGAGGCCAAAGAGGCGAAUGAACGACUACCCACCUUCUCUAGCGAGAGAGACAAAGGGGAAAGCCGGCGAGGUAGAAAAGACGAUGGUAGUGUAGGGGGCUCACCGUACGCGUUCUCCAUUGUCAUUUUUCCAUUCGGAUUUUCGCUUUUUUAACAGUUUGGCAUCUGGGUUGUGCGGAAAUUGUGGGAUGAAGGAGUGUGUGCGCGGGAUGCCGGAGAAUGGGUAUUACUCCUGCAAGAAGACCGAUGACAUCUGUGAAGACGUCUGCGGCGAGGAUUCAACUCGGGCCGCAAUGAGUUUGUCCAGGAUGAAAUGCAUUUGCAGAGGGUUGAAUUUGAGAUUGUUUCUCCUUCUAUUUGCUGGUGUUCCACUGUUUAUACUUGUGAUCUAUUUGCAUGGACAAAAAGUUACAUAUUUCCUACGGCCUAUAUGGGAAUCCCCACCAAAACCAUUUAACAUGAUUCCACAUUACUAUUACGAGAAUGCAUCCAUGGAGCACCUAUGCGAGCUUCAUGGAUGGGGGAUCCGUGAGUCACCAAGGCGUGUCUUUGAUGCAGUGCUUUUCAGCAACGAAUUGGAUAUUCUCAGUAUCAGAUGGAAGGAGCUAAACCCUUAUAUAUCUCACUUCAUUCUCCUUGAAUCGAACUCCACAUUCACAGGUCUGCCCAAGCCUUUUGUGUUCCAGAAUAAUCGACAUAAAUUCAAUUUCGUAGAGCCUAGACUGACCUAUGGAACGAUUGCUGGAAGAUUCCGGAAGGGAGAGAACCCUUUUGUUGAAGAAGCAUAUCAACGGGUUGCUCUCGAUCAGCUUCUAAGAAUUGCAGGCAUAACAAAUGAUGAUCUUUUGAUCAUGUCUGAUGUUGAUGAGAUCCCAAGUAGGCACACAAUCAAUCUCUUAAGAUGGUGUGACGAAAUCCCUCCUGUUCUGCACCUCCAGCUUCGGAAUUAUUUAUAUUCCUUUGAGUUCUUAGUUGAUUAUAAGAGCUGGCGUGCAUCAGUACACAGGUAUCAAGCUGGUAAAACAAGGUAUGCACACUACAGGCAGACAGAUAAUAUGUUGGCAGAUUCGGGAUGGCAUUGUAGUUUCUGUUUCCGCCAUAUUAGUGAAUUCAUAUUUAAAAUGAAGGCAUACAGUCAUGUUGAUCGAGUUAGAUUCUCUUACUACUUGAAUCCAUCAAGAAUUCAGGAUGUCAUUUGCAGAGGGGCAGACUUGUUUGAGAUGUUGCCAGAGGAAUACACAUUCAAAGAAAUUAUUGGAAAGUUGGGGCCCAUUCCGAGUUCAUAUUCAGCAGUUAAUCUUCCAUACUAUGUCAUUGAGAAUGCAGACAAUUACAAGUUUCUUUUGCCUGGUAAUUGUUUACGUGAGACUGGCUAAUGUUCAAAAUGGGAUGAGUGAGAGUUUCCACCUUAUUGCUUGGUAUUGCUUGUUACUUAUGCAAAUGUGUUUGCAUAUGUAUUCAAGAAGGAAAUGCUCGUCUCCUCUCCAUGCUGAUAAUUCUUUGGAGGGGGAGUUCUUGAAGACGGGUGAUUUUAGUUUCAACUCAUAACCGGGAGCUUUUUGUAUUUGUUGAUGCUUGAAUUGCCUGCUGUGGCAUUUCACUUGCUUGGAGGAUGUCUUCAUUUGAACUCAAGACUAGCCCUUUGUCAAAUAUCAUGAUACUCUUUGACAGGAUGAGCACGAGUAGCAUGAGUCUGAGCCUGUUUGCUGCUCACUUUUUUCUGACUAAUGUAUCUCCUCUUGCAGCCUCUCUAGGCUAGUUGUCUUUUGGUUUGUAAUUACCAUCGCAAUUCUCUCGAACUUUUCUGUUAUGAUUCUUUUUUUAUUGUUUAUAUCAAUAUCACAAUAUCCAAGUUCUUUCUAUCA